This is a messenger RNA of Juglans microcarpa x Juglans regia, 899 nucleotides long. Its product is annotated as ethylene-responsive transcription factor ERF010-like. Gene Ontology annotation, biological process: regulation of DNA-templated transcription. Gene Ontology annotation, molecular function: DNA-binding transcription factor activity; DNA binding. The coding region runs from base 199 to 711 and encodes 170 amino acids. The record is from RefSeq and is a predicted model, not a curated record. The transcript has a single exon. NCBI's taxonomy places the organism in Eukaryota, Viridiplantae, Streptophyta, Magnoliopsida, Fagales, Juglandaceae.
GAGGCUUACCCAGAUGACAACCUCCGUCGCAUGAAAUAAAACCUCCUCUCUUUCGUUCGGUCCUUCUCAAUAAAUGGCACUGCCGUGUCUUUUACUCGUUUAGUUUUUAUAUUUUCAUGAAGAUUCACCUUCUCCCUCUAUAAUUCACAAGUCGAUUUUGGUAGAAAGACAGAGGUGCUUCGGAGGAGAGUUGCAGAGAUGGAAGGUGGUGUUGGAGGAGAAAGAGGGGAGGCGAGGAGGAAGAGAGGGGUUGUCGAGAUGUGCGAGAAACGGUACAAGGGGAUAAGGAUGAGGAAGUGGGGCAAGUGGGUGGCCGAGAUUAGGGAGCCCAAUAAGCGCUCCAGGAUCUGGCUAGGCUCCUACUCCACCCCCGUCGCUGCCGCUCGAGCCUACGACACCGCCGUAUUUUAUCUCAGGGGACCCUCCGCUCGCCUCAAUUUCCCAGAGUUCUUGGCCCCCGGUGAAGCGCUAAGGAGCGGUGACCUGUCUGCGGCUUCCAUAAGGAAGAAGGCGACCGAGGUGGGAGCGCAAGUCGACGCGCUCGAGACGGCUCUGCAUCAUCGUCUUCAUCAUCAGCAUGCAUCGGCGGCGGCGGCGGCGGCGGCGGAUGCGACGAACGAGUUUAAUUCUUGUGGUGGGUUUGUGGAACGAGUCGACUUGAAUAAGGUGCCCGACCCGGAUGAUUCGGACGGGGAUUGGGAGAGGAACUAGAGGAGAAAGUCCAUCUCUUCCUUAUGUGAAGGCCUCUGCUAUGUUAGUACUCAGUACUUCUCUGUACAUUUUGUCUUGGCUUUUAUUUUCUUUUCCUUUAACUUUUGUUAGUAUUAUUAUUUUCUAAUCAAAUGAAAUUUUGGCCUUUGUAAAAGAGUGGGAAAUGUAUAUUACCUUUACCAUCUUAA